AUGGAUCCCGAGACUACUCGGAUCGUGUUGAAGCUUCAACUGGACGACGUACACGCCAUCCUGAAGGCUUUGCCCAGCACUAGCAACGAUGGUGCCGUCAACAGCGAGCGAGUCGCUUUCGCCGCGCUCCGCGAUGAGCUCACGAGGAAAUGGCAAGAGGUACAUGGUCGUGUUUUCGCGCACAACAUGAUCAGGAAAGAGAAUGCUGGCCGAGAGUCGUUUCGGAAACUCUUGAAUGAGGAGCAGCAAGCUGAACGUGACCAUGACAUGGCUUGCACACUCGCUGGACAGCCGGUACCUCAGCGUCCUGUGGUGUCAGCCGACAAUGGCGUGCACAACAACGCAGCAGCACAGAAGCAGGAACCCAUCGACCACCGAACACUCGCCAGUGACAACUUGCGGUUCGAUCUCAGUGGCACUCAAGUCGCUCCAACCAGGCCCGAGCCUCAACAAGGCAAGAAGCGUCUUGCUGAGGACGACCCGAAGCCCGCUCCAGCAUCCAGUAACUUCAAGCGUGCGCGUGUCGACGAUGCGGAUGACCGAGACAAGAACUCUGUCACACCAUAUACGCAUGAAUCAUCACUCAAGAAGCGCGCCGCUUGCGUCGACGCCGCAAUACUUAGGGAGAAAGAUGACGGACGAACCAAGCGAACCAAGCUGGACCCUCAGGCCGAAACUGCUCCGAUUGCAGACGCCACGAAAGUCCCGUCGUCUGACACGGUCUGCGAGAAAGAGCAUGUCCAGACUGGAGCUAAGCCUGAUCUUGUUCUGUCUCGGACCUGCUCCUCAUGCUUCGACAUGCACCCCAUUCGAGACACGAUUCAGCUUCAAUGCAGAAACACUGGCGAUGCUGAGCGUCAUGCAUACUGCCGCGACUGUAUCAUGGGCCUUUUCGAAGCUUGCAUAACAGAUUCUUCGCAAUUUCCACCGCGAUGUUGUAAUCAGAUCCUACCGGUCUUUGCCUGCAUCCCUUUUCUGCCACCCGAACUCUUCGCUCGAUAUGUAGCCAAACGAGAAGAACUGGAGACGCGAAACCGAACGUAUUGCAGCAACUUCCUGUGCGCCAAAUGGGUCAGACCCUGCAACAUCGCAGCAGGCAUAGCUACAUGCGUGAACUGCGCCCAGAAGACGUGUGCCACGUGCAAGAAGAAGCAGCAUGCUGGUCUCUGUCUCGAAGACCAGGAUGUGAAGAAGCUCAUGGAUGUUGCAAAAGCCAAGCGCUGGAAGACUUGCCCAAAGUGCAAAGAGAUGAUAGAACUUGAGGCUGGCUGUUACCAUAUCAAGUACGUAUGA
Molecule: messenger RNA, 1293 nt
Organism: Alternaria ethzedia
Lineage: Eukaryota; Fungi; Ascomycota; Dothideomycetes; Pleosporales; Pleosporaceae
Exons: 2
Coding region: 1-1293 (430 amino acids)
Biological process (GO): ubiquitin-dependent protein catabolic process; positive regulation of proteasomal ubiquitin-dependent protein catabolic process; protein polyubiquitination
Cellular component (GO): ubiquitin ligase complex; cytoplasm
Molecular function (GO): ubiquitin protein ligase activity; ubiquitin conjugating enzyme binding
Source: RefSeq, a predicted model, not a curated record